AUGUCAUCACAAAAAGCUUCAAAACUUGAAAAAUUACACCAGUUUGCUGCAAAAGGAGGGAUUGGUACAUGCGUUGCUAUUGAGGACACGUUGGCGAAUUCUCAAAUUGACUUAAUGUUUUAUACCGGUGAAGUUAUUACUGUCUUGAAACAUAUUGACGGCGAUAUUUAUCUUGGAUUUUGUGAGGGAGUGAUUGGACGUUUUAGAGGAAAAUCUGUUUCAUUUAAUGGUCCUUUGAAAACUCAAUUAUCUUCAAAAUCUUGUGAUAAUUUGGCUCGAACAAAGAAUCCUGAUGGUUUAUUACCUGAUAAUUCUCAAAGACAAUUACAGCAAAACUCUUAUCUUCGUCCGUCUGAUGUUAGUCAAAAUGUUCAAACUAGAUCUCGUUCGUCUUCUAUGUCUUCGGUGGAUAUUAUUAGUGAACCAUCUUCGCCAUCAAUUACUCCAACAAUUAGUAUAACAUAUUCUAAUGAUGAUAAUCAGAACUAUGAAGGAAAUGGUCCUUUUAAUAAUCAUGAGAAUAAUUUUUCAAAACCUAUCGUGAAAAAUAUAGAUAUAUCUCGUGUUCCUCAACCUGAUUUAAAUAAUCCUUCUCAAAUGCAAAAUAAAUUGGUCUCUUCAGGAUCGCCAGAAGUUAAAAUUAAUCAACAUCACGCGGGUGGUUCCAGAGAAUAUUCUAUCAAUUCUUCUGUUAGGCAAUUUCCUUCUCCUAAUUCUCCUUUAUCCUCCCCAAAUAUUAUUCCUUCUGACUCUUCCUCUAGGCAAUUUUCUUCCCCCACUCCUCCCCAAUCCUCCCCUAACAUUAUUCCUUCUAAUCCUCCUUAUAGACAAUUCUCUUCUCCUAUUCCUCCGCAAUCUUCUCCAAAUGUUACUCCUUUUAAUCCUUCUUAUAGACAAACUUCUUCUCCCACUCCUCCUCCAUCUUCACCACGGAUUGUCCCCUCUAAUCCUUCCUAUAGACAAACUUCUUCUCCCACUCCUUCUCCAUCUUCACCACGGAUUGCUCCCUCUAAUCCUUCCUACAGGCAAACUUCUUCUCCCACUCCUCCACCAUCUUCACCAAGGGUUGUUCCUUCUAAUCCUUCUGCCAGACAAUUUAAUUCUAAUUCUCCUUUAUCUUCACCAAAGAUUAUUCCUUCUAAUAAUUCUUCUACUAGACAAUUUUCUUCAUCUAAUUCUUCUUUAUCUUCACCAAAAGUUAUUCCUUCUAACCCUUCUACUAGACAAUUUUCUUCUAAUUCUCCUUUAUCUUCGCCAAAAGUCAUUCCUUCUAAUCCUUCUGCCAGACAAUUCUCUUCACCUACCCCUCCAUUAUCUUCACCAACAAUUGUUCCUUCUAGUCCUUCUGCUAGACAAUUCUCUUCACCUACUCCUCCAUUAUCUUCUCCAAAAGUCGUACCUCAAAUUUUAGUUGAUGAUGGUGAACUAGAAGGUCGUCAUAAACGACGCCCUUUAAAAAAGAACUAUAGUUCAAAAGAUGAUUUUGAUGAUGAUGAUAGUCUUUAUCAUAGCAAUAAUAACUCGUCAAUUGACAUCACAAGGCCUAUGGCUCCUUUCAUGUAUGAAAAUGGUAAUGAUAGUGGUACUAAUGAUAGUGAAGAUAUUAGUUCAGACGAAGAUGAGCUAGAAACAAAAUCAUUAAAAAACAUGGAUCCUAAAAAAAAAACUGAUAGUACUAGGAAAGACAAAGUUCUUGCUAUUGAUGAUUAUGGUUUUGUCCAUAAUGUUGCUGAACAUGAAAUUCCUGAAGGUGCUAACGGGAUACAAAGAAUUGUUCAAGUGCCAGGAGUUGAAGAAAAGACUGCUCGCUCUAUUCGUUCAUAUCGUGACCGUGAAGCGAAAUGGGUUUCCUUCCUUGGAAGCAUGGAUCCUUCAAUGGCAAGAGAUUCGAGAAAG
Messenger RNA from Racocetra persica, 1896 nucleotides. NCBI's taxonomy places the organism in Eukaryota, Fungi, Glomeromycota, Glomeromycetes, Diversisporales, Gigasporaceae. The record is from the annotation of a GenBank genome assembly.